CACGACCUUCCACAUUCCUUGUUCCUUUCUCUAACUCCUAAACCAGCCGUUUAUGGCUUCUCUCUUCCCUUGAUCUCCUCAAUUGUUUCCUCUUUCUUUCUCCUCAUAUUCGGCUUAGAGCUCUUCCAUGAGAUUAAGCCUUGUCCCAUAGCUCCUAUAUGUUUCUAAACUUAUAGGAUGGUAAUUCUGUGAUUAUUCUGAAGUUGGUGUAAGGAAGUGGUCCUAAAGAUGCCAACAUGUAUGUUUACAUGUAUAGCAGAACAAUAGCUAACUAAUCUUACAACAGGAAACGACUUAAGGAGCGGGAAAUCAAAACGCAUAAAUAUUUUUUAUUUUUCUGUUUCUUGCCGAAGAACUCAGGAUUAGGGGGUCGAGUUGAUGGAGCUGUAAUUGGACGAAUCCAGAAAUUGAAUUCGAAAGACAUUGAUAAAAUUAGAGUAGGUUUGAUGAACAAUUAAUUUUGUACUCCAAUUGAGAAGAUGCGAAAUCGUUUAGAGGAUAUAUUAGGGGUGGAUUUAGCUGAAGCCAUGCGUGAUGUUGAGGAAGGUGGUCAUGGCUGCAAAAGGGAGCUACGGUUUAAUAGUGAAAAUGGUGUUAGUGUUGGACUUGAUUUUGAAGAUUAUGAAGAAGAAUGUGAUGGUGGUGUAGAAGUUGAGGGUGAAUUGAUUAGUAGUGAUGAAGAUGGUGAAAGAGAAUGUGAGUAUUUAGAUGAGGAUGAAAGUGAGGGAGAUGGUGAGGGAGUAGAAAACGAUGAUUUGGAAGAAGUAGAAGAGGUUGUAGGAGAUGUUGGUGCAAGUGGAUCAGGGUUUACAACUCCUAAGAGGAAUAGGGGGAUGUUGAGAUUGUUUUUAGGGAGGAGGAGGAGGAAAUACCACCCCUUGCGGUGGGCAUGGUAUUUGGUAGUUGGGAAGAAGUAGAUACCUAUUUUUGGAGAUAUGGUAGAUAGAGGGGGUUUGGUAUUGUUAGGGCUGCAGCUAGGUGAGGGAAGGUGAAGAAGGAAUUGGGAGAAGGAAGGUGUUGUAAGCAGAAAAGGAAUGCAAAGUGGACAUGUCAGUGCUACGGGAAACCUUCAAGGAAGCGUAAAGUGGAUGUUUUAAAGGAAGGUUUGGCACAUGAUGAAGAAACAGCUUUGAAGCGCUAAUCAAAUAAAUGUGGUUGUCUAGUUGAGAUGUAUACUAGUGUGAAUGAGGAUGGGAACUGGGUAAUCCGAAAGUAGAAUUUGGAGCAUGAUGGUCACAUUGUUACACCUAGAAAGGAGAAGGAUGUUUCGAUGUUUCGGUAGCAUGAGUUGGUAGAAAAGAACAGUCACUUGGUGAAGUAGGUACAAAAUGCGAAGAAGUUUAGGGUAAAAAUAUCUCAAAUGUAUAGUUCUUUUGCUCGUGAGAGCAAUGGAGUGGAGGAGAUGGCUUUUACUCAAAAGGACUUGGAGAAUGCAGUUGCGGAGAAGAAAAAACUUGAGCUUACGGAGAGCGAUGCUAAUGGGAUGAUUGAGUAUUUUAAAAAAAUGAGUUUAAACAAUCAAUUUUUUUUUAAUAUAUGUAGGUUUGGGAAGGAUGGUGCGUUGCAGGAUGUUGUAUGGGUAGAUGCGCGUAGUAGGGCAGCCUAUAAGGAGUUUUGCGAUGUAGUGUGUUUUGAUAGCACCUACUUGACUAAUAAAUUUCAUCUUCCUUUUGAUGUAUUCCUUGGGGUCAACCACCAUGGGCAAAGUAUAUUGUUUGGGUGUGCCUUAAUCUCUCGGGAGAGUGCAGACACAUAUGAGUGGGUUUUCUAAACAUGAUUGCACUACAUGGGGGGUAAAGCUCCUUUAGCUAUCCUUACUGAUCAAGAUCCUGCUAUUCGGAAAGCUAUACACAUGACAAUGCCUGAUACGUGCCACAGGUGAUGCAUAUGGCACAUUCUUCAAAAGUUUGGGAAGUACCUACGUAAGAAUGAGGACUUCGAUGCAAUAAAGGAGGAGUUGGAAAAAAAUAUCUAUGGUAGUUUGGAUGUUGAUGAAUUCGUUGAUCGUUGGGAGGAAGCAAUUUUGUACUUCGAGUUGGUAGACAAUGAGUGGCUUGAAGGGAUGUAUGAGGAGAGGUACAUGUGGAUCCCUGCCUAUUUGAAGCAUUUGUUUUGGGCGAGAAUGAAAACAACACAAAGAUCGGAAAAUUUCAACCAUUUUUUAAAGGAUAUGUUGACAGGAACACCACCUUCUCUGAGUUUGUUGUUCGGUAUUGUGAUGCUAUGUCGAUAAGAGCGGAAGCUGAAAGAAUAGCCGACUCAAACACACUGCGGUAUGUCAGGCCAGUAGUCACUGAUUUCCCAGCGUAGUUGUUGUUCCAAAAGUGCUAUAGGAUGCCAAAUUCAAAGAAGUGCAACGAGAGUGCACUAAGAUUUUGUAUUUGCGUUGCUUAGAUCAAAUCGAAAUAGGGAUUAAUAUAAUUGAGUUUGUAAUUGAGGAUUGUAUUUGGGUGAAGCCUAAAUAUGCAAGGAAAGAGGAAGUGAUGAAAGCACGGAUAUGCUAUAGGGUGUGUUUUGACAGGAUCACAUAUGAAGCCGUAUGUGAUUGUAAACACUUUGAGUGUCGGGGGAUAGUUUGUAGGCACAUGAUCCUUGUGUAUGACGUGAGUGGAGUCAGCGUUGUUCUUGAGAAGUACGUUUUGCGUCGUUUUGCGGAAGGACGUGCAACGGAAGCACGUACGAGUUAAAGUGGCGUAUCACGAUCCAUUGAAGACAGAUGAAGUGAGACAGUAUCACAAACUUAUGCGUACCUAUAAACCCAUUUGCUCCAAGGCUUCUACUUGUAAGGAAGGUAUAGAUGCUGUUGCAUAGCUUUUGCAAUUGAUGGAUGUGAGAGUUGAUGAGGUUUUCGCAAUGGUAGCCAAAAAGCGUGAAGAAGCAGCAAAGGAGAGUCCUCUAGCUGCUCACACUAAAACUGCAGCUACUACUGUUCGCACUGCCUCCUCAGUUGGACAAAACAGCAGACCUGAGGGCACAAACACACCUGAGUUUUAGGUUCAGGAAUGCCAAAGAGUAGCACACUAGGCAGUGCUUUUCCAAGGCAGCUGUGAAGGUUCAUCCCCCGGGAGGAUAAAAGACCCACUCUUGUCGAGAAAGAAGUCGCAUCGAACUACAAAUGUACGCUAUCCCUCUUGCACAGAGAAGAAGGGGAAAGAAAAGACUAAGACAAAGGAAAAAAAUGCAACAAGGGCUAGAGCAAAGAAGGCGGCAGCUGCUGCGGCUGUCCAAACACCUCUGUCAAUGUCAACUAAUGAGUACAUUCAAUCGGUUGGAGGAAUUCAAAUGAGAGAUGUUGACGGGUCAUUAGGGUACUUCACUACGCGAAGUAGAAACUCUGGUGGAGUGUUUGCAAGUUUUCUAGAAGUAACUCCAACUUACAACUGUGUGGGUACCCCAAGUUCCCUCCCCUCCUAUAAAUGUAUCAAAAAUAAUGUUUAGACUUUGUAUUUUUCAAGAUAAUUGUACCCUUGAUGUGUUUUAAUAAUUUUUAAGCAUUUC
Messenger RNA from Chenopodium quinoa (quinoa), 3498 nucleotides. RefSeq lists its product as uncharacterized. The record is from RefSeq and is a predicted model, not a curated record. The coding region runs from base 480 to 917 and encodes 145 amino acids. NCBI's taxonomy places the organism in Eukaryota, Viridiplantae, Streptophyta, Magnoliopsida, Caryophyllales, Amaranthaceae. The transcript is spliced from 3 exons.